AAUCCAGAUGGUCUAAUUACAACCCUCUCUCUCUUCCUCUUUCCAUUCAUUCAGCCUCCUAUUAAUAUCAUGAUCGCUAUCCUGUCAGCAAGAAACGCUGUCAAAAAUAAGGAGAUUGAAGGAGAGAAGGAACGAGGGAGGAAAAGGAGAGAAGGGGAAUCCCCAACAUGAAGAACAACAGGAUGGAAGCGAUCAUGUCUUAAGAUCGAGUGAUAUGAAACCACUGUCUUAUAUGAACUGAUGGAUCUUUUAAAAACACAUACAAAAAACUGACGAUGAGAAAUCAAAAGAUUUCAGCGUUAACAUGUUUUGUAGAAACAGCAGAUCUGGGUCAGUGCCCUGUGCGGAAAAUGUGGUUUUAUGAAAACAUGUUCAAAGCAUUUCUCUUAUUUAUAACAUCAGCAUUGCUUUGUGGGACACUGGAUGGGAUGGAUUCUAUUGAGGGGAACUGCAAUGAUGUCAUCAGACUUCCAUGUAAAGCUACUAGUCGAACAAACAAAUACCGCUACAGCAUGUGGUACAAAGUAAUAAAACAAGAAAGAAUAGCUAUUAUCAAGAAGAAAAACUAUAAUAUUUCAACAUAUAACAACUACUCAGCAUCUUUGGGAGACAAAGAGACUCUGGUGUUACACAGUGUGAACCCAUUAGAUUCUGGAGUGUAUGAGUGCUACCUAGCUGCAGACGUCGGGGGUCAAAAUGUAGAGUCUUCAGUUAGACUGAAUAUUUCAGAAUGUACAUAUCUGACCACAUUGCGUCCUACCACAGCCCCAUGCCAUGAACUACAAUUACCCGUUUCAUGGGUGCUGCUCGGCUUCUCUCUCAUCAGUUUGGUCAAAAUCAUACUUUGCAUUGUUUCUGUGGGAGUGUGUAAUCAAGUUGUAUUUAAAAGAAUACAAAGAAAACAGGAAGUAAGGGGAAUCAAGAGAGGAACAAGGUCAAGCUGGAAGAACUGAAAUUCACAAAAAACCUGAUGGUUUGGCUCUCACUUUCCUUUAAAAACGAUUAAUAUAUAAAGGGUCAUUUAGAUUAAAGGUAGUUUAUUCGAAUGGGAGGUGUGACUAAUAGGAGGCUGAUUUAUAGCUGGUAAGGGAAAAAAUCUGAUAUAAGGCCUCCAUUGUGGUCUUGAUAACAUUUUAUUUACUUAAGUAUUGUUUUCAACAUUGUACAAUUAUGUUUACUGUAAAUAUUUAAAUUAUUAGUGGCAGAAUUUUAUAAAUGAACGUGUUUAUGUAUAAAUGGACAAGCAUUGUUUUAUAAGAUGUUAGACAUUACAUCAGAGGUUUUCAAUUUUUUUGUCAGCCGAAUCCCCUUGACCUGAAUUAUUUACUUGAAGCAUCCCCAGAGAUUUUAAUUAAAUGUUUCAAUAAUUUAAUAAAACAUUCCAUGUUUAACUUCAAAACAUGUACUUUUCAUCUGUUUUAAAGUUUUUAAUAGUUACAGACAGUUAUUAUAACCUGUUAUUGGACCGUCAUCUGGUACAUUAAACAUAUCGUCCAUUUUGCAUGAAUAGGUCAUGGGCCUAUCCACCUUAUUUUCAAACGCAGAAGGCAGCAAUUUACUUCUGUGACAAUUUCCUUUUUUUUGUGUGAGACUUCUGUUUCAAUAGUCGCCUGGUAGAAAACAUGUUGUAUUCAAUUAUUUUGUGUUGUUGCUCGGAGUUGAUGGGACUUUGAUGCACUAUAAAAGCACAGCAGAGGUAUACCACCGGUACAGUGGGAAAGUCAGUUUGAGUGUUUGUACACUUAAAAAAACAAAAAUUUGUGUUUAUGUGUAUGUUUAAAAUGUCCCAACUGUCCCCCUGGGGUGAGUUAUUAU
Molecule: messenger RNA, 1815 nt
Organism: Misgurnus anguillicaudatus (oriental weatherfish)
Lineage: Eukaryota; Metazoa; Chordata; Actinopteri; Cypriniformes; Cobitidae
Source: RefSeq, a predicted model, not a curated record